Messenger RNA from Stylophora pistillata, 1854 nucleotides. RefSeq lists its product as uncharacterized. The record is from RefSeq and is a predicted model, not a curated record. NCBI's taxonomy places the organism in Eukaryota, Metazoa, Cnidaria, Anthozoa, Scleractinia, Pocilloporidae.
ACUCAACAUGUCACAGGCGACUUUUCCUCAGCGCUUCUGUCCCAUCAACGUUCCCUUGACAUAAGAGUAAAACUCUUCGGGAAAAAACACCCAGAAACAGCCCGCAGUUACUUUUCUCUCGGAGUAACCCAACAUGCAACAGGCGACCUUUCGUCAGCACUCCACUCUGAUCAGUGUGCUCUUCACAUCAGAGUUAAGCUCUUCGGGGAAGAACACCUAGAAACAGCUCACAGUUACUUUUCUCUCGGACAAACACAACUUGCCUCAAAUGACAUUUCCUCAGCACUUCAGUCCCGUCAACAUGCCCUUGACAUAAGAGGAAAACUCCUCGGGGAAGAACACCAAGACACAGCAUAAAGUUACUAUAGUCUUGGACAGACUCAACAUGUCACAGGCGACUUCUCCUCAUCGCUUCAGUGCCAUCAACGUGCCCUUGACAUAAGAGUAAAACUCCCCGGUGAAGAACACCAAGACACAGCACAAAGUUACUAUGGUCUUGGACAGACUCAACAUGUCACAGGCGACUUCUCUUCAGCGCUUCAAUCCCAUCAACGUGACCUUGACAUAAGAGUAAAACUCUUCGGGAAAGAACACCCAGAAACAGCCUGCAGUUACUUUUCUCUCGGAGUAGCCCAACAUGCUUCCGGCGACCUUUUGUCAGCACUCCACUCUGAUCAGUGUGCUCUUGACAUCAGAGUUAAGCUCUUCGGGGAAAAACACAUAGAAACAGCUCACAGUUACUUUUCUCUCAGACAGACGCAAAUUGCCUCAAAUGACCUUUCCUCAGCACUUUGGUCCCACCAACAUGCCCUUGACAUAAGAGUAAAACUCUUGGGAAAAGAACACCCAGAAACAGCCCGCAGUUACUUUUCUCUCGGAGUAGCCCAACAUGCUUCAGGCGACCUUUUGUCAGCGCUCCACUGUGAUCAGUGUGCUCUUGACAUCAGAGUUAAGCUCUUCGGGGAAGAACACCUAGAAACAGCUCACAGUUACUUUUCUCUCGGAGAGACACUGCUUGACUCAGAGGACUUAUCCUCAGCGCGUCAGUUCCAUCAACACGCCCUUGACAUAAAAGUAAAACUCCUCGGGGAAGAACACCGAGACACAGCUCAGAGUUACUUUUCUCUCGGAGUAACGCAACAUGCUUCAGGCGACCUUUCAUCAGCAUUCCACUCUGAUCAGUGUGCUCUUGACAUCACAGUUAAGCUCUUCGGGGAACAACACCUAGAAACAGCUCACAGUUACUUUUCUCUCGGACAGACACAACUUGCCUCAGGGAACUUUUACUCAGCGCGUCAGUUCCCUCAACAUGCCCUUGACAUAAGAGUAAAACUCCUCGGGGAAGAACACCAAGACACUGCAAAAAGUUACUAUAGUCUUGGACAGACUCAACAUGUAACAGGCGACUUCUCCUCAUCGCUUCAGUGCCAUCAACGUGCCCUUGACAUAAGAGUAAAACUCCUCGGUGAAGAACACCAAGACACAGCACAAAGUUACUAUGGUCUUGGACAGACUCAACAUGUCAUAGGCGACUUUUCCUCAGCGCUUCAAUCCCAUCAACGUGCCCUUGACAUAAGAGUAAAACUCUUCGGGAAAGGACACCCAGAAACAGCCCGCAGUUACUUCUCUCUCCGAGUAGCCGAACAUGUUUCAGGCGACCUUUUGUCAGCACUCCACUCUGAUCAGUGUGCUCUUGACAUCAGAGUGAAGCUCUUCGAGGAAGAACACCUAGAAACAGCUCACAGUUACUUUUCUCUCGGACAGACACAACUUGCCUCAGAGGACUUUUCCUCAGCGCUUCAGUCCCAUCAACAUGGCCUUGACAUAAGAGUAAAACUCCUCGGGGAAGAACAC